AUGUCAGCCGGCGGCACGUUUCGAUCGACCGAAAAUCGGCCUCGACCUCCUAGCGACCUGCUGUCGCGACCCCAGGGCGACCUGAUCGCGGUGAUCGCCCACUCGAGCGGGGCCUACGUGGCGAACGAGUUGUUCCGGAUGCUCUACGACUGGGGCGGGGACGAGGACGGGUCGACCCGGGGCAAGGUCGUCUACUUGAACCUCGACGGGGACGGGGGCAUCGGGGACGCCACGGUCCAGAGCCUCGGGGGACUCUAUUGGGUCUGGGCCGAGAAGGGAUCCAUGGAGUCCAUGAAUGCGGGAACGAUGCAGUACUACGCCGGCCUGUACGGCUCGGGCUUCGCGGUGGACGCGGAGGCCAGCGGCUGCCUCAACGCCUACUGCCUCCACGACGCCGUCAUCAACGACCAUCCGUGGGACCCGGAGGGUUUCGACGUCGAGAGGGACUAUGGGCUCUUCGCGGAGGGGGAGCACGAGGUGCAGAUGCAGUACUUGCAGGUACUUCGGUCCGAGGCUGCCGAGUCUGCUGAUGUGUAA
This is a messenger RNA of Darwinula stevensoni, 537 nucleotides long. Lineage: Eukaryota; Metazoa; Arthropoda; Ostracoda; Podocopida; Darwinulidae. The record is from the annotation of a GenBank genome assembly.